Messenger RNA from Rhodamnia argentea, 1696 nucleotides. RefSeq names its product NAC domain-containing protein 60-like. Bases 235 to 1371 code for a protein of 378 amino acids. The record is from RefSeq and is a predicted model, not a curated record. The transcript has 4 exons. Gene Ontology annotation, biological process: regulation of DNA-templated transcription. NCBI's taxonomy places the organism in Eukaryota, Viridiplantae, Streptophyta, Magnoliopsida, Myrtales, Myrtaceae. Gene Ontology annotation, molecular function: DNA binding.
GUGCGUAGGGAGUCAGUCUCACGUGGGAUGGCCAUCGCAUGACGGUCGCGUUCCGCCACCCGCCGCCUCAACUCCGCCAAGCUGGUGGCAAAAAGGGUGCACCUUUCACUUCCCAAAGAGCUCCUCUAUCUGGUAAAGGCGGUGAACUGCAAAUGAAACCUCUCUGCUCUGUUCAUUCUCGACAAUUAAACCCACGAAAUCAACCGACCCUGUUCGAGCUUAACGUGGGAGAAGAUGGAAGGCGUGUGCAGCAACGGAGCAGAGGGGCGGAUCAUAUCGAUGGCCGAGGCGGCGUCGAAAUACCCAGGGUUCAAGUUCUCGCCGUCCGACGCCGAACUCAUAUCUUACUACUUGAUGAAGAAGCUCGAGGGCCUCGACAAGAGCGUCGAACAACUCAUUCCCGAGGUCGACAUCUCUGCCCAUGAGCCCUGGGACCUGCCCGCCAAAUCAAUCAUCCCCUCGGAGAGCGAGUGGUUCUUCUUCUCUGUUCGCGGCAGGAAGUAUCCUAAGGGGUCCCAAAGUAAGAGAGCGACCGAACAUGGAUACUGGAAAGCCACAGGGAAAGAGCGCAAUGUGAAGUCCAGCUCUGUCGUGAUCGGUACAAAGAGAACCCUUGUCUUCCACCUGGGCCGGGCGCCAAAAGGGAAAAGGAUGGAGUGGAUCAUGCAUGAGUACUCGACGAAUGCAAAGUCCCAGGAUUCUCUAGUUAUCUGCCGCCUGCGAAGAAGCAAUAAGUUCCAUAUGAACAGUGCCUCUGAUUUAGGUUCUGCCGACCUAGUGCAAACGUCUGAUGUUAACCGGACGGAUGUCUUUGAAGGAGACAAAUUGGCUGAAGGUUACGCGAGGAAGUGCUCCGGCAGUCACAUUUCACACUCAGUCAAGGAAAUUGAUUCUGGCUCCAAUUCCUCCCAUCAAAAGAAUUCACAUGGCAACGAAGACUUUUACGCAGAUAUACUGAAAGAUGACAUUGUCAAAUUAGACGAGUCUUCUGUUUCUGCAACUUGCAACAUUCUCCCCACUGUUCCAAUCAAUCUAGAGCCGGUGCCAAUGUGUCAAGAUUCGGAAAAGCUAGUGCAAGAUCUCAUGUACCCGAUCCCUCCUCUCCAGGGCACCGCGAAUCGCAGAAUCAGACUGAGGAGGGAAAAACUAGAGAGCUCCAGUACGAAAGUGCUGGAGAUGAAGGCCAGUGAUUACUCUGCAGAGAAGGCGGAACCCCAAGCAGGAAGCUCAGAGCCCUCGGAGAGAAGAACCAGUGUGAUCAUGGGUCGGUGGCUCGUGUACGGUGUCCUGAUCGGCCUGAGCUUAUUGUUUGGUUUUGUUUAUCUGCUUGGCGGUUUCCGUAGAGUCAGGAUGAUUGUACAUUCUUCCUGAACUUUGGUCGCUGGCUCUUGUAGAAACAGGCCUUAUUCUCUUUUGGUUUUUUCCUAGAGAGACACAGAGGUAGAAUCCAAGAAAGAAAGAUUAUACCAGGAUUCGCUGAUCCUAUGACAUUCGAGAAUGAUAUAAGCAGUUUUUCAGGAACAACCCUUUGCAUUAAAUUUGCCAAAGGUUCAUGUUAAAAGACCGUGACACAACACUGUUCUGCCGUAGCGCAAAAAUUCCACACCGUCGCAUUCAAUUCAAAAAAUUCUCUUUAAAAGAUGCCAACCCUGAUCCACUCUGAAACAGAGUGAUCUUUUUGUCCGGGAAAUCGACG